This is a messenger RNA of Labrus bergylta (ballan wrasse), 760 nucleotides long. The record is from RefSeq and is a predicted model, not a curated record. Lineage: Eukaryota; Metazoa; Chordata; Actinopteri; Labriformes; Labridae.
CGGUGACGUAGCGCGCAGCCGCCGGGAGAAGUUUGAAAAUAAACGUGAAACUUUUUAUUUCUCUAACGGUGAAUGUCAGCGUCGUUUGAUUGAUCCCAACGAGCAGAGUUUGAACAGAACGGCGUCCUGAAGUGACGGCUCGUCGCAGAGGGAGCUUCUUUAUCCCGAAAUGUCUUCCCCAGAAGAAGAACCUUCAGGCGUCCCGUCGUCUGCCGCCCCCGUGCCGUCCGCCGCCGUGUCGUCCGCCCCGGCUGCUGCUGCGGACAUUCAUCCUAAAGAGGAGCUCAGGAAGCUGCUGGACGAAUGGGAGGAAGUAGAGACCGGCACCACGGAGCAGCUGGUGUCCGUCCUGACUAAAGUUUCUGAGCUGAUCGAACGCAACACAGAAAUGUACUUCAAAGAAGACCCCGAUCCGUUUGACGAUCGCCAUCCAGUUCGAGCUAACCCCGGCUGCGUGCUCGGACAGCUCCUGAAGACGAUCUUUCAGAACGAUGAAUUCGCCAACGCGCUGUUGGACACGUACAUCAUGACCAGCAGAGAGCUGAGUCUGAACACGGCCGCCUGUCGUCUGCUCCAGAACAUCAUGCCGGGCGUGGAGACCUCGGUCGUCUUCCAGGAGAAGGAAGGUCUGGUGGAGACGUUGUUCACCUGGGCUCGUGAAGCAGAGCGACCGCUGUGCGUCUACAGCACGGGCCUCCUCGCCAGAGCCAUGAGCGACCAGGAAGUGGCGGUCGGCUACCGAGAACAAAACGCUCAGCUG